Suillus paluster is the source of this 1773-nucleotide messenger RNA. RefSeq lists its product as uncharacterized. The record is from RefSeq and is a predicted model, not a curated record. NCBI's taxonomy places the organism in Eukaryota, Fungi, Basidiomycota, Agaricomycetes, Boletales, Suillaceae. The coding region runs from base 1 to 1773 and encodes 590 amino acids. The transcript is spliced from 14 exons.
AUGACACCUCUCAACUUGGCCAACAGAACCUCCUUCUUCCACGACAACGUGGUCAUAAUGGAGAUUGAUAAUCUUCUUGCCGGAUGGCCGACUUACACAAUCAACUUCACACCCGAGCAUCCAGGACCAUUGCUCAUUUUACGCUUGAAGGAUGCGUCAAAUUUUCGCUCAACUGAAGAUGAUGAUAGCGCAGAUGAGGCAGAGGGAACAGGGAAUGUCAACGCACCACCAGUCAUCAAGGAAGAUCCAGAUGUUACCAUGGUCUGUGAGGCCACCUCCAAGGAUGUACCUCAAUCCUCUCCAGAGCCCAUGAAACUUGGAAAACGCAAGAAUAAGUGGUCAGAGUCACCAGAACCAUCAAGGCCUAGCAAACGCAAGCAUAAGAAUUCCUCCGGUGACACCAGCACCAACGACCUCAUCAGUUCCAUAUCAUCAGGCUCUCGCAAGCACACAACAAGGAAACACGAAGAUUCGAAAAUGGAUGACACUGAGCUGUACCGAAAUGCGGGAAGGAAGACUUCGAGCCUUCUGGAUACGUUUGGCAUACCUUCCGCAGCCUUCAGGACUGGUCUUCAAUUUGACCAAGGGGACCUGAAGAUGUCACCAAUCAGCAUUUGUUACUUUACAAUGGCGUCAUCGACUAUAUUCCUGGUCUCGAGAGCGAGCUCGACCACAUAUCAAGCAAAAAAACUCAACAUGAUCAUUGCAAUGGUAUUGAAGGGUAUGAGCGACGGCAGGUCGGCCGAUUUGAGCUCCAUCAAGCACAAGGGCCUGCAAUACAUUGGGCUGAAUAUGUAUAAAAUCGAGGAUAAGUCGAUGCGUGGGCUCAAUCACCCACAGUUGGCCCAUUUACUUUGCCCUCGGAAGAAGUUGUUUUAUAAACAUCUUUUUAUUGGACCAUCAUCUGUCAUGAAUGACUUGUCAAAUGUUCACAACUCUGCGAAGCCAUCCAAAAAUUGUGCAUGGGGACUGACAGCUGUUAACAAAUACAUCAUCGCAUAUGUUCACAUUAUCACAUACUUUAUGAUCAGCAGCGCUCAGCACUGGACACAGUGUAUUGGCGACAUGGACUUGGAUGAGCUCCUCUGGGCCAUCAUUGAAAUGCUAGACAACGACAACAAUCCAUGGGUCAAAGACACCCUCGCGUGGUGGAACAGCGAUGACGACAUCGCACAAAUUCGUGCUCAGCAAGCCACAUGCCGUUCUGCAUUAGCUCAAUCAAAUGGCAACCCUAAUGAGCUUCUUUAUGACAAUGACGACGAUGAGGUUGCACCACUACCAACUCACCCUCGACAGGGUGGACAACAGCGCCCACUACCUAAGAAGUCCUUGCCCCAGCACCAUCAUGGUGUAUUUUUUUCGGAUGACGAAGAAGACAAACUGGUACCAGCUCAAAACCCAACCCACCGCUCAGAAUCUGAUGCUCGUGAACGGCGCCAGUCCAAUCCCCACAUCCCAUUGCCACCAAAGUUCAAGCCUCGGUAUUCCACUGAGGCUGCUGGCCACAAUACAGCUCGUGCUUCGAUCCGAGCAGGCCCUGCAGAUUCUGAUGGAGAGGAACCAAGACCUCGGUCAAGCGAGCAACACCAUCCUGCAAGUGCCUCUGUUCACCAUGAUGAUGAGGACCAGCCUCCACGUCCAAAGCCGAAACCGAAACCGAAGCCGAAACCUCAUCGUACUACUCGCAAUGAGCAUGAGGAUUCAGUAGGAGUCCCGGCCAGCGACCACACCAGUACCUCCACGCACCUCAUCCCCACUGUCAGAUCUGACUGA